GGCUGGUUUACUGGAUACCCCGCGUGGGGAUUCCGAGUUGUGAUUGGUCAACGUUGCUGAACUCCUUCGGAGAACCGGAUUGGUUAAUGCGGGGCCUUCUCUCGGCAGUCAGGUCCUCGUGUCAGUGAACAGUCUGUGUGUGGUAUAGCGAGCGGCGGAGGAACUGGGUCUACCAGGCGGAGAGCUAGUGGUAUAUUUCACAACGGCCGACGUUUUCAAAAAAUAUAACCCGUUUACUUGCCAUAAAUUAUCUUUGGACUUACUGGAAGAUUCGUGUACUACUACUGGAUCUAAUAAAGGCUUUCUUUCAAGUUGUCUGAGGUCAACAACUCGUCCCUGUCGAGGGGUUUCCAGCGCCGACCGACCGGACGGAGGGACGCUCUCCGCCUCGGGAUCAGCGGGCUUUUAAAGGACUCUAAAGAGGCGAAGAAGUGGAAGAAAAAUAGAAACGGCGACGGACAUUAGCCGCCCUUAUCAUUCCAUGUUGACGACUACAAGUCAGGGAUAUUAAGCGUUGUGCCUGGACACUGAUUUUUUUCUACCUGUGCAGAAGAGCAGGGAGGAAUCAGGCGAGACAAAGAUACAAAGAAGAGGCCGAGCUGACACAUCCAGCGGUCGGGGUCUGAGUGUGCGCCCCUAGCCGAGAACGGGGCUUUGUCCACUGCCGUCCUGCGUAUACAGGGGAGGGGGUGGUGGUGAUUUACGGAACCUUCACUGGGAUUAAAGAAGGAGGAAACGCACACAUUCCCUGCGUAAAGACUCGACAUGUAUCCACAAGGCCGGCAUCCGGCACCUCACCAGCCAGGGCAGCCCGGCUUCAAGUUCACUGUGGCAGAGUCCUGCGACAGGAUCAAAGAUGAAUUUCAGUUCCUGCAGGCCCAGUACCACAGUCUUAAAGUGGAGUAUGAUAAACUGGCCAAUGAAAAGACAGAGAUGCAGCGUCACUACGUCAUGUACUAUGAGAUGUCCUAUGGGCUCAACAUUGAGAUGCACAAACAGACUGAAAUUGCCAAGCGUCUCAAUGCUAUUCUGGCUCAGAUCAUGCCCUUCUUGUCACAAGAGCAUCAACAGCAGGUAGCUCAGGCUGUUGAGCGGGCCAAGCAGGUGACGAUGACUGAGCUGAAUGCUAUCAUCGGGCAGCAGCAGCAGCCGCCGCAGCCACCUCAUAGUGUCUACCCAGCCUUCAUGCAGCAGCUUCAGGCUCAGCAUCUUUCUCAUGCAGCCCACGGCCCACCGGUCCAGCUGCCCCCACACCCCUCAGGCCUGCAGCCACCCGGCAUCCCCCCUGUGACGGCCGCCGGCUCCGGCCCCUUGGGUCUGGCGGCUCUUGGCAGCGCGCCAAAGGAUGAAAAGAACCACCACGACCUGGAACACCGAGGCCCCUCAUCUUUUCACUUGCCUCUGGCCAUUCCUCUGAAAGAACGCGAGUCGAGCACGAAUAACUCUGUGUCACCAUCGGACAGCCUGCGGGCAGCGAGUGAGAAGCACCGCGGCUCUUCAGAUUACGGUCUUGACUCCAAGAAACGCAAAGUGGAUGACAAAGACAGCAUGAGCAGAUAUGACAGUGAUGGAGACAAAAGUGAUGACUUGGUGGUGGAUGUUUCCAAUGAGGAUCCAUCCACCCCUCGUGUCAGCCCUGCUCACUCUCCUCCAGAAAAUGGCCUGGAUAAAUCACGAGUCCUGAAGAAGGAUGCUGCACCUAACAGCCCCGCGUCUGUCGCCUCCUCGGGCAGCACACCAUCAUCCAAAGCAAAGGACCACGCCCAUAACGACAAGUCAUCCACACCGAGCCUGAAAUCCAACACACCUACACCAAGAAACGAGGCACCGACACCAGGAACCAGCACCACUCCAGGGCUGCGGCCUCUAAUGAUGGGCAAACCACCUGGCAUGGAGGCACUGGCCGCUCCUGCUCUGCGUACACCUCUGUCCAUUGCGGGUUCCUAUGCCAAUCCAUUUGCUAUGAUAAGUCAUCAUGAGAUGAACGGCUCCCUAACCAGCCCAGGCGUUUAUCCGGGUCUUAUUUCACCACAGAUGAGUGCUGCAGCUGCCGCCGCUUAUGGCCGCUCACCGAUUGCCGGGUUUGACCCUCACCCUCACAUGAGAGCUCCAGGCCUGCCAGCCAGCCUCACUUCCAUUUCUGGAGGAAAACCAGCCUAUUCUUUUCAUGUGAGUGCAGAUGGUCAGAUGCAGCCUGUGCCUUUCCCUCCAGAUGCACUGAUAGGUCCGGGCAUCCCGCGCCAUGCUCGCCAGAUCAACACACUGAGUCAUGGGGAGGUGGUGUGCGCCGUCACCAUCAGCAACCCUACACGUCACGUCUACACCGGUGGCAAGGGCUGUGUCAAGAUUUGGGACAUCAGCCAGCCGGGCAGCAAGAGCCCCGUGUCCCAACUCGACUGCCUGAACAGAGACAAUUACAUCCGCUCCUGCAAGCUGUUGCCUGACGGCCGCACCCUGAUAGUGGGUGGCGAGGCCAGCACAUUGACCAUCUGGGACCUGGCCUCACAGACACCCCGCAUAAAGGCUGAACUUACUUCUUCUGCUCCGGCCUGCUAUGCGCUGGCCAUCAGUCCUGACGCCAAGGUGUGUUUCUCCUGCUGCUCAGAUGGAAACAUCGCUGUGUGGGACCUCCACAACCAGACCCUCGUUAGACAGUUCCAAGGCCACACCGAUGGAGCCAGCUGUAUCGACAUCUCUCACGAUGGGACCAAGCUGUGGACUGGAGGGCUUGACAACACGGUUCGCUCAUGGGAUUUGAGGGAGGGACGACAACUCCAGCAACACGACUUUACCUCACAGAUCUUUUCCCUAGGCUACUGCCCCACUGGAGAAUGGCUGGCUGUGGGCAUGGAGAGCAGCAAUGUGGAGGUGCUUCACCAUACCAAGCCUGACAAGUAUCAGCUGCACCUGCAUGAAAGCUGUGUCCUCUCACUCAAGUUCGCCUACUGUGGUAAAUGGUUUGUGAGCACAGGAAAGGACAAUCUGCUGAAUGCAUGGAGAACUCCUUACGGUGCCAGCAUAUUCCAGUCAAAGGAGUCGUCUUCUGUCCUGAGCUGUGACAUUUCAGCAGAUGACAAAUACAUUGUGACAGGAUCCGGUGACAAGAAGGCCACUGUCUACGAGGUCAUCUACUAGAGAGAGGCAUCUCCUAUUGUGUUCCUGCUCGACCGUCUGUGGACAACCACAGGCUGAGACAAACUAGAGAACUUAACUGAUGGAGACUGAUCUGUAGGUCCAGGGAUACUUGUGCUGGAAAAGUUACCUUUUUGUCCUUUUGGUUUCAAGGGUUAAUUUUUGAGUUGCACUUUUGUGAAAUCAGAUGGUUUUCCUGUUUUUUUUUUUUUUCUCCUCCCUUUUUUGAGAAUACCUGGGUGCAACCCAGUGAAGCUGUGCUUCGUUUCUGAGAACCUCAUUCCCCAGACGUCUUGUGAAAAGUGUACAUAUCUGAUUAAAUA
Messenger RNA from Monopterus albus (swamp eel), 3455 nucleotides. Its product is annotated as protein groucho-1-like. Gene Ontology annotation, biological process: regulation of DNA-templated transcription; negative regulation of canonical Wnt signaling pathway. Gene Ontology annotation, cellular component: transcription regulator complex; nucleus. Gene Ontology annotation, molecular function: transcription corepressor activity; protein binding. Lineage: Eukaryota; Metazoa; Chordata; Actinopteri; Synbranchiformes; Synbranchidae. The record is from RefSeq and is a predicted model, not a curated record.